CUGUGAUGUUUAUGGAGUACUUUGUGGUAAUUGUAUUCCUGAGGACUGGAUCUGAAACUGAAUGAACUGUGCAGUAAUACUGUUAUAUAUUGCAGAUUUGAGGGGUCGUUAAGGUAGGGUUAUUGUUAUAGUUUUGGUACUAACUGGAUUGUCCUGGCAAAUUGAUCUUACAUGCUUGCUUGAGAAAUGAGAACAGAACACUAGUAAUAGUACUAGUGGUUCUUGUUACUCCUUGCUGUGGUCGAGUCUAUGCCGUGUGGGGGGCAUCAGCCAGCUGCCAGCCAACCGGCCGGCCGGCUCCUCUGACCUGAACUGCAAUGCGGAGACCGGCGACCUGGCUGACGCUGACCCCGUCCAGUCAACAUGCUGCCGUGGUUGUCACUCUCUGCUUCCACUUGACGUUCUUCCACAUCCAUUGCUUGGCCGUGCAGCUGCGACAUCCAAGCUAGUAGAAGCAUGUUCCCGUUCCGUCACCGCCUGCUCACCGUCUCCGUCGUCCUCGUCUUCGUCCUCCCUGCUCCUGGCGUGCACCCUCAGGCGCCCAACCUCUGCGGGACCAAGGCCAAUGGCAGGUACGCCUGCGCAGACUGCUCCACCUCUGCUGCCACCUCCGAUCGAGGGCCCACCUUCGAGGCCAAUCUCCUCCGUUUCCGGGACUCCCUCAAGGACAUGCUCGCCAGCAACGCGAGCUUCCUGAACGCCACCUUCGCGGGCGACAGCGACACGCCGGAGGAGACGGUGUACGGCCUCGCCACGUGCCUCGCGGACGCCGAGGCGUCCGAUUGCGUCGCCUGCCUCGCCGCGGCGGCCGGCGAGUUGCCCGGGACGCGGUGCGCGAGCCGCAGGGACAUGGUGCUCUGGUACCCGCAGUGCCUGGUGCGCUACGACAACGCCACCUUCUUCGGCGUGGCGGACACGACGAAGGCGCGCUGGUUCGACGUGCCCAACCCCAGCAACUUCUCCGACCCGUCCGGACUCGCCGCGGCGCGCGAGAGACUGAACGGCCGGAUGCUCGCGGCGGCGGCGGCGUCGCCGCGCCGGUUCGCGUUCGACGACGAGCGGGUCACCGGCGCCAACGCGACGCUGCACGGGCUGGCGCAGUGCACCGAGGACCUGACCGGCAAGGAGUGCCGGCGCUGCUUGGCGGGGAACGUGGUCCGGGUCGGCGUCUGCUGCGCGGACAUGGACGGCGUCCGCAUCAACGCGGCCAGCUGCUACCUGCGCUACGAGUUCAUGGCCAUCGUGCCUGCCACGCCGCCGUCCAUGGCGCCGCUGGUGGAACCGCCGCCUCCGUCAGGAGGUGCGGUGAGCUCCUCGAGGACAAGGAGAAAGACAACAAUCUACAUCGCGCUGGGUUCGGCGGCGCUGCUUUGCUUCCUUGCUGCCGGAGGUUUCUGGCUAUGGAAGAAGCGAAGAAGGGGAUCCUCAGAGUCACUGCUGCAGGUGCAGCUGCAGCACCACUACCACUACCCACGACGGUACAGCUACGCGCAGGUGAAGCGGAUGACCAGGUCGUUCGCCCACAAGCUGGGGCAAGGCGGCAACGGCACGGUGUACAAGGGCAGUCUCCCGGAGCCGGACGGGCGCGAGGUGGCGGUGAAGAUGCUCAAGGAGGCCAAGGUGGACGGCGAGGAGUUCGUGAACGAGGUGGCCAGCAUCAGCCGGACGUCGCACGUGAACGUGGUGACGCUGCUGGGGUUCUGCCUGGAGGGAUCGGGGGGAUCCAAGUGCAAGAGGGGCCUCGUCUACGAGUACAUGCCCAAGGGCUCGCUGGAAAGGUACACCGUCGGCGGCGGCGGCGGCGACGGACGGUGGUGCCUGCGGUGGGAGCAGCUGUUCGACGUGGCGGUGGGCAUCGCGCGGGGGCUGGAGUACCUCCACCGCGGCUGCAGCGCCCACAUCGUGCACUUCGACAUCAAGCCCCACAACAUCCUGCUGGACGGCGGACUCCGCCCCAAGAUCUCCGACUUCGGGCUGGCCAAGCUGUGCCCGCAGAAGGAGAGCACCAUCGCCGUGUCCAUCGCCGGCGCCAGGGGCACCGCCGGCUACAUCGCGCCGGAGGUCUUCUCCAGGCAUGCGGGAGCCGCCGUCACCAGCAAGUCCGACGUGUACAGCUACGGAAUGAUGGUGCUGGAGAUGGUCGGCGCCACCAGAGGCGGUGGCGGAACGGGAGCGACGACCGGCGGGGCGAGCACUGCCACCAGCACCAGGUACUUCCCUGAGUGGCUGUAUGAAGAUCUGGACCGGUUCUGCGCGGAAGCAGCCGCCGCCGCCUGUGGUCGUGGUCGUGGACCGGAUGCGGAGGAAGCCACGGAGGAGGUGGUGAGGAAGCUGGUGAUCGUUGGCCUCUGGUGCAUCCGCCUCUCGCCGCAGGAUCGGCCGACGAUGAGCAGGGUCGUCGAGAUGCUCGACAAGACAACCACGGCGGACCUGCAGCUGCCCUCCUCAAGGUCAGGUCUCCAUGUCGAUGCCCUCACAAGCCCACAAGAUGGCCCACGCUCUGGUGCUCGGCCCACAAAACUUUCCUGCAUCGGACAUAUAUUACUCAUGUCAGCGAGCUUGAGGUCCGUCCCAUUGAGUGAACUUGGACUAUUGAAUUAACAACUAGCCUAUAAUUAAUGGAUUAACAAUUAGUCUGA
Sorghum bicolor (sorghum) is the source of this 2639-nucleotide messenger RNA. RefSeq names its product LEAF RUST 10 DISEASE-RESISTANCE LOCUS RECEPTOR-LIKE PROTEIN KINASE-like 2.3. Bases 457 to 2601 code for a protein of 714 amino acids. The transcript has 2 exons. Gene Ontology annotation, biological process: protein phosphorylation. NCBI's taxonomy places the organism in Eukaryota, Viridiplantae, Streptophyta, Magnoliopsida, Poales, Poaceae. The record is from RefSeq and is a predicted model, not a curated record. Gene Ontology annotation, molecular function: protein kinase activity; ATP binding.